This is a messenger RNA of Colletotrichum acutatum, 509 nucleotides long. RefSeq lists its product as uncharacterized. The coding region runs from base 58 to 342 and encodes 94 amino acids. The transcript is spliced from 3 exons. The record is from RefSeq and is a predicted model, not a curated record. NCBI's taxonomy places the organism in Eukaryota, Fungi, Ascomycota, Sordariomycetes, Glomerellales, Glomerellaceae.
CCAUCGCAUGGAUCACGGCAACAGUGUCGGUGAAGUGAAUCCGUGCCACGCUCGACCAUGGAGCUAGUGCGCAACGUCCUACCUCAGAGACUAUCACGAUACGUCACUCUCGGCUCCGAGCUGCUGGCCCUGCUCCAGGAGAGAUAUGGGGAUCAUAUUGACUUUUGCAUCGCACACGAGAACGACCGCUGGUACUUUGACUGCCCAGAGCAACUUGAAGAGGUAAGGAGGGAGAUUGUCACACAGAUUGCUGACCGGCGCGAUGCUGCUCGGGAGGCUGCAAGGAGAGAACGGAGGCGGAGAGAGCGGCGGAAAGGAGGCGGCACAUCGAGCCGAAGAUAAGCGCUUGUCGGGCGUUGUGUAUCCAUUGUGGCAGCCAUCUCUGCAGCCUCGUGGAGUGGGCGAAUUGAAAUGGAAAGCGAAAUGAAGAGGGUGUGGACAAGACUGGUCAGGCGGCGGUGAAUGCAACCCAAGCAUAUUUCCUCCCUCCUUCGGAUAAAGGGGGCACG